This is a messenger RNA of Erigeron canadensis, 2010 nucleotides long. Its product is annotated as transcription factor bHLH112-like. Gene Ontology annotation, biological process: regulation of transcription by RNA polymerase II. NCBI's taxonomy places the organism in Eukaryota, Viridiplantae, Streptophyta, Magnoliopsida, Asterales, Asteraceae. The record is from RefSeq and is a predicted model, not a curated record. Gene Ontology annotation, cellular component: nucleus. The transcript is spliced from 7 exons. The coding region runs from base 201 to 1454 and encodes 417 amino acids. Gene Ontology annotation, molecular function: RNA polymerase II cis-regulatory region sequence-specific DNA binding; protein dimerization activity; DNA-binding transcription factor activity, RNA polymerase II-specific.
CCAGAUGUUUCACAUACAUAUAUACUAUACAUCUUAAUUGUUAAAUAUAUGUAAACUCAACUUAUUUUCUUCAAAUAAGUGUUAAGCUCAUAUAGUAGUUCAACUCAUCAAGAGAAAGCCUUAGCUUCAAUUCGAGCGAGUAAACGUAGUUGUAAAUUAAGUAAUCAAUCAAUCAAUCAUAUAUAUAUAUAUAUAUAUAUAUGGCAGAAGAAUUUCAAGGGGAGGUUUGUGGUGGUGGAAGCUGGUGGAUUAAUUCACCUAGAACCAACUUUAUGAUGAACAACUUCGUCUAUGGUAGUGGCGGCUGUUGGCAAAAUGAUUUUAUGAUGAACAACAUGAAGACAAUAAGGUCAUCUACAAUCAAUGAGUCGUCGUCUACUACAGCAAAAUUAUCGCCGGAUUCAACCUUUCAAAUGAUGGUGGAUUCAUCACCACCUUCAUCUACAACAACAACCAAUUGGAACAACAACAACAACCAAGCUUUAUUAGUUAGUAAUGGAAGAAAUGAAGAGAGCACUUACAAUAAUCAAACCCUACCUGAAAUCCUGACAAGCUUAUCGGCGGGCAACCAAAAUUCAUCAAAUAAUAAUAAUUUUGUUAUGGAUGAUGAACAACAACAGACUUCAAAUUUCACGACAAGCAACAACGAUUGUACGAGUAAUUUGGUUAGCGCUACUUCAUACGGAGGUUACCCUCCAAGUUUGCUACAAACUUUAUUCGACAAUACCACACCACCACCAGAACAAGCAGAGCAACCGCCACUCUAUGAGUUUCACGAUCAGAAUCUGAAUGAUUAUAAUCCGGUUUCAAUCAUGUCGGGAUUUCCUUCAAUAUUAAAGCCAAAACAACAGCAAGGUUUACACUUGGCCAACAAUAAUAAGACACCUUUUUGGGAUUCAAACAAUAAUAUUAGUCAAGCAGCAGAUUUUUACACCUCAGCGCAGUCUGCAGCUCGAUAUCUCUCUUUGACAAAUGAUGAGAAGCCAAAUUGCCUUAGUACACAAGUGAAUGAGGAAGUUACGAACAUGCUGAAGAAAAGCGUGGGUGAAGCGACAUAUAAGCGACCUCGUCUGGAGACACCAUCACCAUUGCCAACUUUUAAGGUCCGAAAAGAGAAAUUAGGGGAUCGAGUCACUGCACUUCAGCAACUAGUAUCGCCUUUCGGAAAGACAGAUACUGCAUCAGUUUUACAUGAAGCCAUCGAGUACAUUAAGCUCCUUCACGAUCAAGUCAAUAUUCUAAGUGCUCCCUACAUGAAAAAUGGAGCAACUACGCAACGACAACAAAUUCAAGACAAAAUCAAGAAUAAUGUCAAAGAAGGAGCGAAACAGCAAGACUUAAGGAGUCGGGGACUUUGCCUUGUGCCGGUAUCUAGCACGUUUCCAGUUGCUACCGGGACUGCACCCGAGUAUUGGACAUCAUCAGGUUUUGGAAGCACUACUACAUUCAAAUAAUAAUAUAUAGACAGACACAAAAAUAAUGAAGUAUCAAACUCAUCAUAAACGUACACUAUAUGUCAUGCUUUCCGUUAGUGUUGUUUUAAUUUUCUCAAGUUCGAGAUCGAAGGGGGCCGGAUUAUUCUUAUGCUUUUUUGUUAUUUUGAUUAAAAUGGAUUAUUCAAAAUAACUAAAAAGCUUAUAGAAUUGAAUUUUAAACAUAUAUACUCUAGAGAGGAAUAUGAGCCACAUAUUGGAGUAGUGAAGUAGAAGUACAAUGAAAAAAAGUUGGCAAAAGUAACGGAAAAAAAGGAAGAUAUGAAAAAGAAAGCAAAAAAAAAAAGAAAAAAAGUGACCCUUGAAGGAUGGACAACCAAUGCCAGUUUGAUGUAGGGUUAGCAAAUGAUUAGGUUUCUAUUUACAGAAAGUACAAUGUUUUUUUUUCUUUGUAAUUAGUUGUAUUACGAGUAAUAUUCACAAUAAGUUGUUUUGUGUUGGUUGUAGUUGUGAUGUCUUUUUUGUUUUGUGUUAAUUUUGAUUAUUGAAACUUUUAGAUACUUCAUAAUUGUGUGAA